AUGUCUGACGCCAACGACAGCGGUAGCCCUGCCGGCGACCGCGGUGAGGCCCCCGGUGCUGCCGAGCACCUGAACAUCAAGGUCACCGACAACAAUAACGAGGUCUUCUUCAAGAUCAAGCGCACCACCAAGCUCGAGAAGCUCAUGAACGCCUUCUGCGAGCGCCAGGGCAAGAACCUCAGUUCCGUCCGAUUCCUGUUCGAGGGCCAGCGUGUUCAGCCUACCGACACUCCCGAGACUCUCGAGAUGCAGGACUCUGACUGCCUUGAGGUUCACCAAGAGCAGGUCGGUGGCGGCAUGUAA
This is a messenger RNA of Neoarthrinium moseri, 303 nucleotides long. RefSeq lists its product as uncharacterized. Bases 1 to 303 code for a protein of 100 amino acids. Gene Ontology annotation, molecular function: protein tag activity; ubiquitin-like protein ligase binding. The transcript is spliced from 2 exons. Gene Ontology annotation, cellular component: septin ring; nucleus. Lineage: Eukaryota; Fungi; Ascomycota; Sordariomycetes; Amphisphaeriales; Apiosporaceae. The record is from RefSeq and is a predicted model, not a curated record. Gene Ontology annotation, biological process: protein sumoylation.